This is a messenger RNA of Mesitornis unicolor (brown roatelo), 1881 nucleotides long. RefSeq names its product disrupted in schizophrenia 1 protein-like. Gene Ontology annotation, cellular component: intermediate filament cytoskeleton; mitochondrion; microtubule. The annotation marks the transcript as partial. Gene Ontology annotation, biological process: cilium assembly; neuron migration. Lineage: Eukaryota; Metazoa; Chordata; Aves; Mesitornithiformes; Mesitornithidae. The record is from RefSeq and is a predicted model, not a curated record. The transcript is spliced from 9 exons.
AUGGACAUGAACAUAAGAAACGGGAUGAGAGCUACAACAGAUGAUGCACAAAAUUUCUUUGCGAAUGGUCAGGAGCAGUUAAUGCCUGCAGGCUCUCUUCGUAAAAAGAAACUGGCAAAAAGACCUGGAUACAUGAGGCCAGAAGCUCAGCGACAGAUAGAGUUGCAGUCCCUGGGUGCCUGCAAGCCAUUCAGCCCAGAAGAGCUCGAACAUGGCAGGCAGCAUUGUGGAGACUUGGAGAAUGGCUCUCUAUGCAGACAAUACAGAAAUAACUUUGAAUUUUUACACUGUAGUUCAGUUGCAAAUAGUGCUGUAGUUCCCACUGAUGGCGCAUUGGCCACUACUGGAAAUCUGCUGGGGAGCUGCCAAAAUCUUUCACAUUACAAGAGUUCACGGUCGGAAAGCACAGUGAUACCGGUUUACCCUGCUGCAGCAGCAAGCAAAGGGGGUGUUUCUGCUGUAUACUGUGCGUGGCAGAAGAGCCACGGUGCUAAAGUGAGUGAGUCCCAAAACAUGUAUGCUUUGGAUCAGAGAGAAGUGAAUAACAACUGUGAAUAUCAAAACAGAGAUGUUUCUCGUUCAGUUGGUGCACAUGACAGCUUUAGUUCAAAUUUCAGCUUCAUACAGCUCUCCCUGAAUUCGUCCUGUGGAGAAAGUGAUGCUGAAAGCAAGUCGGUCAUUGAGGAAGCUGAGUAUGUUCUGCAUCCCAGCACUGGAGGGAAUCUGCAGAAGUCAGAGGAGACAGCACAGACUUGUGAGCACUCAAGAGCUUUGUGUUGCUUCUCCAAGCCCAGAGAAGAUUUGGAGUAUGAAAAUGAGACCACAGCAAAUGAUAAACUGCAGGACUGUGAGACUGUCUCUCUUUCAGAUACAGAUGCAACAUUUUCAUAUUCUACAGAUUCCUCAGAUGCAGCAUCUGCUGGCUCUUCUGUCACCUCAGGCUACGAAAGUAGCUUUACUCUUAGUGACCAUAACUGGGAUGCUUUGUUGAAAAAAUAUGAGCCAGUGCUACAGGACUGCCUGCUUGGCAACCGCAGUACAUUAAAGAUAAAAUCCUUGAUCUUGCGGCUUCAGAGGCUUCAGGAAAAAGCAAUAGAGGAAGAUGACUAUGAUAGAGCUGAUAAAUUUAGAUGGAAACUGGAAGAAUUGGAGAAAGAGAAAAAUUCUUUAAAAUUUCAACUUCCUUCAAGGCAUCCUUCAAUUAGCAGUUUUUUGGAUAGGUUUGUUACUCAAGUUCAAGCAGCAUUGCGCUGGGCUGCCAAUCAUCGGGUUAGACAUGAAGAAACCCAGCUUUGUUGUGAAAAUGAAUAUAAACUUUUGAGAUCCACUUACCAGGAGAGGAUGCAAAUUUCGACCAUAAAACGAAACCAACUUUUACAAGAAAAGAAAUGGUUACAGAAGGAAAUUGAAGACCUCCGAGCAAGACUGGCCAUACUAGAAGCAAAAGAUCAACAGCUAAGAAGAGAAGUUGAAGAACAAGAUAGGCUUAUUCAGUCACAGGACUGUGAACUGACUGCUUUACUUGGCUGCAUUUCUUUGAGAGAGCUACAGGAAAUAAGCAAAGCUGUGGAUGACACUUUAGCAUCCUCCUAUCAAAUUCCAUUCAGUCUGGAUCUUCCAGGGACAAUAAAGAGCCUUCAGGAAAAAGAACAGUCAUUCAACAUGUCCAUUAAAGAAACUACUGCCAAAGUUUGUACGAGUCAGAAACUCUGCAGUACUUUGAGGAGGAAUGUGAGUGAUAUUGAGACUCAACUACCAGCUCUCCUUGAAGCCAAAAUGCUGGCUGUUUCAGGGAAUUUUAAUGACUGUGAAUGGUACAAUCCUAAGUUAUUACUAAGCCAAAAUUCUGGAGGGAACAGGUUGAAAAAUCAAGGACGAAAG